GGAGCGAGAAUCGUCAGAACACCGGAGCUCCGGAGGGAGGCCCGGGAGAACUGGGAGAGAGAGGCGUCAUAGGAGUUGAAACCAUAUCAUCAGUUAAGCCAAUGAAGAUGGAGUCGGCAACGGAGGCUCAGCAGGCAGACGCUGCUGUGACUGACGCAGAGAGCCAUCAGAUCACCCCUGCACAAAUCGCUACUCUGGCACAGCACACUAACUUAGCAACGGGCCCUACCGUAACGCUGGUACAGCUCCCUAACGGACAGACGGUUCAAGUCCACGGCGUCAUCCAGGCAGCACAGCCUUCAGUCAUCCAGUCCCCACAGGUCCAGACUGUACAGAUUUCAACCAUCGCAGAAAGUGAAGAUUCUCAAGAGUCUGUAGACAGCGUGAUUGACUCUCAGAAACGCAGAGAGAUUUUGUCACGACGUCCAUCGUACAGGAAAAUCCUAAAUGACCUUUCAUCUGAUGCGCCUGCUGUCGCCCGCAUCGAGGAGGAAAAGGCUGAGGAGGACUCGUCUGCCGCAGCCACCGCCAUCACCACGGUUACCGUCCCCACACCCAUCUACCAGACCAGCAGCGGACAGUACAUUGCCAUCACUCAGGGUGGGGCCAUCCAGCUGGCCAAUAACGGCACGGACGGGGUCCAGGGCCUGCAGACUCUGACCAUGACCAACGCCGCGGCGGCCCAGCCCGGCCCCACCAUCCUCCAGUACGCCCAGACCAGUGACGGACAGCAGAUACUGGUCCCCAGUAACCAGGUGGUGGUCCAAGCUGCCUCUGGUGACGUGCAGGCGUACCAGAUCCGAGCAGCCCCGGCCAGCAGCAUGGCCCCCGGGGUGGUCAUGGCCUCGUCCCCCGCCCUCCCCACCCAGGGGGCCACAGUAGAGGUCACCAGGAAGAGGGAGGUGCGCCUCAUGAAGAACAGAGAGGCAGCGCGGGAAUGUCGCAGGAAGAAGAAGGAGUACGUUAAGUGUCUGGAGAACAGAGUGGCCGUCUUGGAGAACCAAAACAAGACGCUAAUUGAGGAACUGAAAGCCCUUAAAGACCUUUAUUGCCAUAAAUCGGAGUAGUUGCUCUGCCCAACAACAGAGCUGGGCCAAGUAGCAUCUCUGUUUCCUUUAAAUACUUUUAAAGACUGUUUGAUUCUGCCUGCCUGGCCUUCCGGGCUUCCCAGGUUACCCAGGGCGGUUCUGCUUAUGUUACCUUUUCUUCUGCCGGCUCUCUCGAUAAAUUACAAGAUGAGAGUCAAUUGAAAACAGACACACACACAUAUACAAGUAUUUUGUUGUCAUUCAGAAUUAAGGGUAACCAUUAGAAAGUGCCAACUAAGACUUGGUAGUCUAAACCAAUAGUAAUAUUCCUGUAAAAUAGGACUCACUGACUACGUUUACAUGCAGUCAAAAUCUGGGUUAAGGUCAAUAUUCCGGUUACUGAAACAUUAGGAAUAAUCUGUUUCCAUGCGUGAACAAACAGGGUUAUCUACGGAAGAGUAUUAGGGCCAGGCAGGAGAAAAAUAAAAAUAAUAUUUUACUUCGAGAGAAAAGUCAAUGUCGAGAAAUAAAGUCGAAAUGUCAAGAAAAAAUUCAGCGAAUAAAUUUGAAAUGUUGAGAAAAAGGCAAAAUUUUGACUUUAUUCACAAAAUGUCGACUUUAUUCACGAAAUCCCGACUUUAUUCUCGAAAUUGCAACUUUAUUCAUGAAAUUUCAACUUUUUUCUUGAAAUUGU
This is a messenger RNA of Cololabis saira (Pacific saury), 1722 nucleotides long. RefSeq names its product cyclic AMP-responsive element-binding protein 1-like. Gene Ontology annotation, molecular function: protein binding; DNA-binding transcription factor activity, RNA polymerase II-specific; cAMP response element binding. NCBI's taxonomy places the organism in Eukaryota, Metazoa, Chordata, Actinopteri, Beloniformes, Belonidae. The transcript has 8 exons. Gene Ontology annotation, cellular component: ATF4-CREB1 transcription factor complex; nucleus. The record is from RefSeq and is a predicted model, not a curated record. The coding region runs from base 102 to 1067 and encodes 321 amino acids. Gene Ontology annotation, biological process: regulation of transcription by RNA polymerase II.